Molecule: messenger RNA, 3186 nt
Organism: Gordionus sp. m RMFG-2023
Lineage: Eukaryota; Metazoa; Nematomorpha; Gordioida; Chordodea; Parachordodidae
Product: muscle, skeletal receptor tyrosine-protein kinase-like
Exons: 8
Coding region: 87-2573 (828 amino acids)
Biological process (GO): cell surface receptor protein tyrosine kinase signaling pathway; positive regulation of phosphatidylinositol 3-kinase/protein kinase B signal transduction; positive regulation of kinase activity
Cellular component (GO): signaling receptor complex; plasma membrane
Molecular function (GO): Wnt-protein binding; ATP binding; transmembrane receptor protein tyrosine kinase activity
Source: RefSeq, a predicted model, not a curated record
UACCGUUACAUCAUAUCUCCAAAUUCAAAGAGAUGAAUAAUCACAAAUAAUCUUUUUUUCAAUAAUUAAAUAAUUUUUUAAAUAUUAUGAACAGUACGGCAUUGAUUAUUAUUCUUUGGCUAUUUAAAGUUUGUUGCAGCUAUUUAGAAUGGGAAACCUCGAUAAACCCUUUUAAAAAUAUUACGAUAGUUCAAGGAGGAUCCGUCUACUUAACUUGCAACAGUUCAUUUGACGCCCCAUACAUUCGUUGGAUUCACGAUGGAAAAUUCUUAUUGAAACAGGGUAUGAACCAUAUUGUAACGUCUACGGGCCACUUGUUUAUUCGCGAUAUUAAACAAGGACACUCUGGUGAGUACAAUUGCGUAGCGGUCGACGCAAGCCACGAAGACAUCUCUAAACCAAUAACUAUCAACGUCCAGAAUGAGGUUGAAAUAAUCGAAGGUCCAGAAGAUAGAAAUGUAUCGUAUGGUCACAUUGUAACUGCUUAUUGUGUUGCAACCGGUGAGCCCCCACCCAUCAUUUAUUGGGUCAAAAAUGGAAAUCAAGUAAAUGACAAAUCGGGAAAAAGGUAUUCAGAGCCCAAACUUUUAGUGAAUGUAACUAAGAUGCUGCGAAUAGUGUGCCAUGCUUAUAACGAAUUGAUUGACGGUGCUCACAAGGCUUUUAAAAGUGCCGUUUUAUUCCCCAUUUAUUUUAAUAAAGAUCAGAGGCUUAAACCGACUUCAACAAAAUAUAAUAAUUGGACGAGCCUGGUAACGAAUCUGACAGAAAGAUUUCUAGAGACGAAUUUCUCCAAGAAUCAUUCGAAAUGGAUGAAUAAAAAUCGCUUUCAGCCCUUCUCAAUACCGUCUAUAAAUACCAGCUCGAACGAAUAUCUCCCUCCCCUCAGUUUCAUACUCGUAUGGGCUGGUUUGCCCUUUUUUAUAAUAUUCACAUUUUUAUUGUUGGGAUUUGUGUGUAAAAAGUGUGUGAUAGACAGGAUUAAUCCUUUCAGAUGCUAUGAUAAAACAUUUUUAGAAUGCCCCAAGGAUGGGAAACUUAUGGGGAGCAGAGACUUUAAUCAAGACUCGCUCAGGAUAUUUAUAUCCGAUCUUCCAAUCAACGAAACUUAUUACAAUAAGAUAUCUCCAGACAGCUUUCGGAAUUACAACCAAGAGUUGCAUAAUUGUGCCAUUAAUUCUCUCAAGUCCAAAUUGGCAAAGCUCUCAUUACCCCACCUAAGGAGAAGUUAUAAUAAAAAUGAUAUUAGUAACAAAAUAAAAAAUAUGACCUUUUUGAGUUCUCACAAUACUGUAGACCUGAGCGAUCACCAAGCUAAAUUCGUACCCAGUGAAGGUUUACUUAAUGAAUACCCAAGGAACAAUAUCAUAUAUGUGAAGAAUUUAGGCCAGGGGGCAUUUGGUCACGUUUUUCAGGCCAGAGCUCCUAAUUUGGUUAAAACCGAGCCAUGGACUAUGGUGGCGGUCAAAAUGAUCAAAGAAGGAGUCGAGAUAAACUGUGAUUUGGAAGAAGAUUUUGCAAGAGAGGCCAGAUUAAUGGCUCAAUUUAAUCAUCCCAACGUUAUAAAGCUCCUGGGAAUAUGUUCCGUUGGUAAACCGCUAUGCUUGUUAUUAGAAUACAUGAGUUAUGGAGACUUGAAUCACUUACUACAACGCUAUAACCCAUACAAAAUGCAUUUUCAUCAGCUUAAAGCCAACAAAAACUGUUUUGAAGGACUGUCCAAUUUAAUGUAUUUCGAUCAAAAGUCAGCGAGGAGGAUCUUAAGGCAGUCCAAAGCUACAUUUCUACCUGAAAUACACGAUUUCUUCUGUAACAAGGCAAAUCAAAAGCGUUUCGGAAAUUUUCAAACCCUCACCAAUAAUGAAUUUUACAAACCCAGUGGCCUAGAUUACAAUAGUUUCAAUCCUGGUAUAGUUAAAUCAAGUAAUUCGGAUAUUUGUAAAUUAGCGCAAUCUCUGACCUUAAACGAUCUCAUACACAUCGCCAAGCAGAUUACUACAGGCAUGCUUUAUCUGUCGUCUAAACAAUUCAUACAUCGAGACCUGGCAACUCGGAAUUGUUUGGUGGGUCAUAAAUUUAUAGUAAAAAUAUCGGAUUUCGGAUUAUGUCGUAAAAUAGAAACUUACGCCUCGUCUCAAUUUACUGCAUCACGAGAUAGGGCGCUUAGUUAUAGUAAAUUUGUUAGUAAUUACCAAUCUAGCGAAGAAGGGAUUGACUAUUACAGAACUACCAGGUUGAGAGCAAUAGCCAUUCCAGUUAGGUGGAUGCCUCCGGAGGCUAUAUUAUUUAACAAAUUUAGCAUAGCCUCUGAUGUUUGGUCCAUGGGUAUUGUGCUAUGGGAAAUUUUUGCAUUUUCCAUUCAACCUUACGCCUGGUUGAAAAAUAAGACAGAAAUUGUGACUUAUCUCAAGAGAGGGGAGCGACUACCUAAACCUACUUUAAUGCCAGAUUCCAUAUACAAAUGUAUAUUGACCGAGUGUUGGAGAGUUAAACCUUGCCAAAGACCAAAUUUCAAACGCAUCUACGAUCUGCUGUCGCGAAUAGAUAUAGAAAUCAGAAUUAAUGGGCAUUAAAUGUAUGAAUAUAUUCUAUAAACGAAAGAAAGAAUGCUAACACUUUUUCAUAGAUAUACAGGGUUUCCCAUUCUAAAAAGGAAAAGUCAUCAAAAAAAGAAAAAGGUCCGAUCAAAAAAGGAAAAAGUCCUACCAAGACAGAAAAGGUUCAAUCAAAAAGAAUAAGUCACACAAGAACGAGGAAAGAAGGAAAUUAGUUAUUUAUUGUUUUUUAAAAAAAAUUUGCUAUUUUAAUAAUCUUGAAAUGCCAUUUUAUGUUAUUGGUUAUUUUAAAUUAUCUUCCUUAAUUUUUCUAACUUUUUCUAUUCACUCUUUAAUUUUAUGACAUUUUUAAUCUAUUUUUAUCAUCUUUUCUCAAAUUUCUUUAUUUAUUUUUUGUUUUUGAAUUUUUUAAAAUAAUUUCUUUAUUUUCCCUGUCAUCUUUCUAUAAUUCCCUAUUUAUUUUGUCAUUCCUAACUAUCUUUCCCCCUUUUUAAGAUUAAUUAUAAAUAAAAUUAAGAGAAUUGAGAAAAGGUAACAAAAAUAUAAUGAUCUCAUAAAAAUUAAUGAGGGAUCACUAAGUUAGAAAAAAUAUAAGAAAAAACUUAGAAAUAAUCAAAAAUUAAAGAAAAAU